CUUUCCUGUUUUCGAGACCACAGAAUUUCGAUCGAGAGAGAGAGUCAAAAGUAAAGUCAGUCCCACAGAGUUUAAUAUAAAGUAGUCAUCACAUCCCAACCACGUCCAUGCAAAAAUCGUGCAAACGAUCAGCCAACAUAAAUAUACAUCAUUCACCCCAUGCUAACUGCAACUGCCCACAUUAGCUUUCUGAGGGAAUUCUGCAGAGAGAGAUCAUAACAGGCAAAUCCGCAUUCAGGUCUUCUUCGGAUAGAUAGCGGAAUCAGAGCUAAAGAAGGGACAAUGUGCAUAGCAGCUUUUGUUUGGCAAGCUCACCCACUUUACCCUUUGAUUCUUUUGCAGAACAGAGAUGAGUAUCACAACAGGCCAACAAAGCCAGUGGGAUGGUGGGAAGAGAUUGAGAUAUUGGGGGGAAGAGAUGAACUUGCUGGAGGGACUUGGUUGGCCUGUUCAAGAGAGGGAAGAGUGGCUUUCUUGACAAACGUGUUGGAGCUUCAUACACUCCAUGAGGCGAAGAGCCGGGGCGACCUUCCCGUGCUUUUCUUGGAGAGCACAAAGAGUCCACGAGAAUUUGCAGAGCAGCUGGCGACAGAGGCUCAUCAGUACAAUGGCUUCAAUCUCAUUGUCGCCGACACUUGUUCCAAAACCAUGGUUUAUAUCUCCAACCGUCCACAAGGAGAACCCAUAACCAUUCAAGAGGUUUCCCCUGGAAUUCAUGUGCUGUCCAAUGCGAAACUUGACUCACCUUGGCAUAAGGCUCAGCGUCUGGAACAGAAUUUCAGGGAACUAUUGAACAAAUAUGGCGAAUUUGACUUACCAGUAAAAGAGAUGGUCGAAAAAUUGAUGGAGGACACAGUUAAAGCUGAUAAGAGCAGUUUACCCCAUAUCUGUUCUCCGGACUGGGAAUUUAAUUUAAGCUCCAUAUAUGUUGAAGUUGACACUCCAUUGGGACGUUAUGGCACUAGGAGCACAGCUGUUUUGUCUGUGAGAGCAAAUGGAGAAGUGAGCCUAUAUGAGAAGUACCUCGAAAAGGACCAGUGGAAGGAAAAAACUGUGAAAUACCACAUAAAGAAGAUGAAGAAGACAGAAGGACAGAAAUCUACCCCUCAAAACUAAUAAAGUCGGAGUCAUUUAUAGAAACAACAUUAUGUACAUAUCAUUCGAAUGGCACUUCUCUCAGC
Messenger RNA from Rhodamnia argentea, 1181 nucleotides. RefSeq names its product transport and Golgi organization 2 homolog. The record is from RefSeq and is a predicted model, not a curated record. Lineage: Eukaryota; Viridiplantae; Streptophyta; Magnoliopsida; Myrtales; Myrtaceae. The transcript has 5 exons. Bases 283 to 1116 code for a protein of 277 amino acids.